Molecule: messenger RNA, 489 nt
Organism: Nicotiana tabacum (common tobacco)
Lineage: Eukaryota; Viridiplantae; Streptophyta; Magnoliopsida; Solanales; Solanaceae
Source: RefSeq, a predicted model, not a curated record
AUGGUCGCCCCAGCAGAUCCAUCGACCACUCAGCCAUCAGCGGGCGAGGCUAGCAGCUCGCUAGCCCCAGCUCCAGCACUGAAACAACUGAAUCUAGACAUUGAGGCUGCGGGCACAACGAGAAUCACAGAAUUGCAUAAGCUCGACGAGUUCAGAUAUCUUGCUUUUAAGAGCACAAGUUUGUACAAGGAAAGAAUGAAGAGGUUGCAUGACAAGAACAUUGUGGAGCGAAAGUUCAACCUCGGGGACAUGGUAUUGCUCUAUAAUUCAAGAUUAAGGCUAUUUCCGGGUAAGCUCAAGUCACGAUGGUCUGGACCAUUUCGAGUGGUCGAAGUAUUCCCUUCAGGGGCUGUAGAGAUUGUUGCAGAGAAAGACUCUCAUAUAUUUAGAGUCAAUGGGCAGAUAUUGAAACUAUAUGCGGGAAUGAAUGAACCAAAGGAAGUGGUAGAGAUUCACCUGACUGAACCUCAGAGGUCGAGCGAACCUUAA